CCAGGGGGGGUGCCCGGGGGGGGGGGCGCUAGGGUCAUGCUGCGGCUGGGGGCGGUGGCGCUGCGGGUGCUGCUGGGGGGCCGGGCUCGGGCCCCCCCGGGGGCUCUGCGCAGCCCCGCGCUCUCCUCUGCCCCCUCCGCCCCCUCCUCCGCCCCCCCGCAGCCGCUGGUGGUGGAGCUGAAGGCGGGGAAGAAAUACGCGUGGUGCUCCUGCGGGCACAGCAAGACGCAGCCUUUCUGCGACGGCUCGCACCGGACGGCGGCCCCCGGGGUGUCCCCGCUGCGUUUCACGGCCGAGGCGGACGGGGCGGCCCCGCUGUGCGCCUGCAAACGCACCCGAACCCCCCCCUUCUGCGACGGCAGCCACCGGGAGCAGGCGGCCCCCCCCGGCCCCCAGCCCUGAGCACGGCCCCGCUGCGGAAACUCGGCCCCGACGGGGGUCACGGAGGCUGGGAAACGAAACCUCCCCCCCCCCCGGGACCGGGAGCAGCAGGGAGCUGGGGGGCACCCCCCCGGCCCCCCCCCCCGGGAGCUGGGUCCCUCAGACGCAGCCGGGUGCCUGGCAAUCUGCAGCAUUUAUUCCAUGUACAAAGCUGUCGUGAUACAAAUGUUUAACCAAUGUCGAUAUAUGGGUAUCAGAAUAUCUUACAGGACAUUAAAACGCCGUACAGGAUGCAAACAUA
This is a messenger RNA of Anas platyrhynchos (mallard), 682 nucleotides long. RefSeq names its product CDGSH iron sulfur domain 3 (gene CISD3). Gene Ontology annotation, molecular function: 2 iron, 2 sulfur cluster binding. NCBI's taxonomy places the organism in Eukaryota, Metazoa, Chordata, Aves, Anseriformes, Anatidae. The record is from RefSeq and is a predicted model, not a curated record. Gene Ontology annotation, cellular component: mitochondrion.